Haliotis rufescens (red abalone) is the source of this 2266-nucleotide messenger RNA. RefSeq names its product ankyrin-3-like. Gene Ontology annotation, cellular component: cytoplasm; nucleus. NCBI's taxonomy places the organism in Eukaryota, Metazoa, Mollusca, Gastropoda, Lepetellida, Haliotidae. Gene Ontology annotation, molecular function: protein binding. The record is from RefSeq and is a predicted model, not a curated record. The transcript has a single exon. The coding region runs from base 67 to 1482 and encodes 471 amino acids.
AGGACGGGCGACGUACAAAAUAGAGCUCAACUUACAUUGUACAAUCCUGUCUUGGGUACGGAGUAUAUGUAUCUAGCAGGAACAUAUCCACUCCACAUUGCUUGUUUAAAUGGACAUGAGAAUGUAGCGCACAUUUUGAUCAAUAGCGAGGCAAAUGUUGACGACAAAAGUGAAAAUGGAACAACAGCUCUUUUUCUUGCUUCUGCUAACGGACAUGAAGCUGUAGCCUCACUUCUGAUCAAGAGUGGUGCAAGUGUUACAGCUGAGAGAAAGGACGGACGGACGGCACUACAUCGAGCUUGUGAUAAUGGGCAUGACUCUGUAGCCGCACUUCUGAUCAAGAAUGGUGCAAGUGUAACAGCUGAGGACAAGGACGGAUGGACGGCACUACAUCUAGCUUGUUUGUAUGGACAUGAAUCUGUAGCCGCACUUCUGAUCAAGGAUGGUGCAAGCAUUACAGCUGAGGACAAGGACGGAUGGACGGCACUACAUCUAGCUUGUUUGUAUGGACAUGAAUCUGUAGCCGCACUUCUGAUCAAGAAUGGUGCAAGCAUUACAACUGUUAAUAAGAACAGACGGACGGCAUUACAUCGAGCUUGUCGGAAUGGACAUGAAUCUGUAGCCGCACUUCUGAUCAAGAAUGGUGCAAGUGUUACAGCAGAACAGAAGGACGGAAGGACGGCAUUACAUCUAGCUUGUGACAAUGGGCAUGAAUCUGUAGCCGCACUUCUGAUCAAGAAUGGUGCAAGCAUUACAGCUGUUAAUAAGAACAGACGGACGGCAUUACAUCUAGCUUGUAAGAAUGGACAUGAAUCUGUAGCCGCACUUCUGAUCAAGAAUGGUGCAAGUGUUACAGCUGAGGAAAAGGACGGAUGGACGGCACUAUAUGUAGCUUGUCACAAUGGACAUGAAUCUGUAGCCGCACUUCUGAUCAAGAAUGGUGCAAGUGUUACAGCUGAACACAAAGACGGAUGGACGGCAUUACAUCUUGUUUGCCAGAAUGGACAUGAAUCUGUAGCCGCACUUCUGGUCAAGGAUGGUGCAAGCGUUACAGCUGAAGACAAAGACGGAAGGACGGCAUUACAUCUAGCUUCUCAGUACGGACAUGAAUCUGUAGCCGCACUUCUGAUCAAGAAUGGUGCAAGUGUUACAGCUGAGGACAAGGACGGAUGGACGGCACUACAUCUAGCUUGUGACAACGGACAUGAAUCUGUAGCCGCACUUCUUGUCAAGGGUGGUGCAAGUGUUACAGCAGUAACGACACAUGGAGUGACGGUACUACAUCAAGCUUGUCAGAAUGGACAUGAAUCUGUAGCCGCACUUCUGAUCAAGAAUGGUGCAAGUGUUACAGCUGAGGACAAGGACGGAUGGACGGCACUACAUCUAGCUUGUCAGAAUGGGCAUGAAUCUGUAGCUGCACUUCUGGUCAAGAGAGGUGGAAGUAUUACAGCUGAGGACAAGGACGGAUGGAAUAAAGAGUAAAUAAUAGCCAACUUUAGUACUACUAUUACAGUCUGAAGUACGUGUAACACAUGUGGCGUCUCCUUGGGCAAGUGACUUUGUUCGAAUUGUGCCUCUUUCCACCCAGCAGUGAGCGGGUACCCGGUAGGAUGAGAUGGCAAUGUGGUUGUUAACCUUCUAGCGGCUUACAGGUACUUUUGAUUGUCUACUCUCCAUUGAGCUGAGAAUGAUUUUUGAGUGAAGACUUUUCAAUGUCUAAGCUUAGAGUAUGCUUGUGCAUGGAGAACAGCGCCAUACAAAUAACGUGGAUUUUAUGUCCGCUUUCGGGUUUGAUUUUUAUUUGUUGCAAGAAGGUGAUAGGAGUUGCCUACCAUGUCAGUUUUCGCAACUGUCCUUGUUUCAUGCACAGAGGUUCAUAUAAAACAUGAAACGUUCCCUUAAAUACUUGUCUGAUUUGUAUUACUGUUCAAUGCUUUGAAUAGUAAAAAGAAAUAUUCAGAGAAUGUUUUUGGUGCCCUUCAGCUAAAUUACAAAAUGUUAUUGAGUUACUUGUGUCUAAUACCUGAACAUGACCUUCUUUCAGUUAUGUUAUCAAUGUCAAAUAUUGAGUUAUAGAUUCAGUGCCCAGGGGACGCAACUCUGAACAGCAAAUCGCAGCGCAUCCGUGCCCCCCGAGUUAUAGAUUCAUGAUUGAAAUCAUUCUUAUAGCGCCCAAUAAUUGCUUUUAUCCUAUGAGUCAUAACUGGUUUUGUAAAACUCAAACUAAGUGCAUACUUUUAGAAAAUAAAUACCAUGUUGAACAUUU